This is a messenger RNA of Cladophialophora yegresii CBS 114405, 3831 nucleotides long. RefSeq lists its product as uncharacterized. The transcript is spliced from 2 exons. The record is from RefSeq and is a predicted model, not a curated record. Lineage: Eukaryota; Fungi; Ascomycota; Eurotiomycetes; Chaetothyriales; Herpotrichiellaceae. Bases 1 to 3831 code for a protein of 1276 amino acids.
AUGUCUCUGGAGGAGAAGUUGGCCAAGAUCAAAUCACCCAAUCUUCAAAGCCAGAAGCAUACAGCGGUGGUUCUGUCGUCGAUCGAAGAAACCCUCACCGAGCAGAAGACGAAAUUUACACCAACUGCAUACUUUGCUGCCCUACUCGCCCUUUUAAAGCAGUCUGCUUCCGCUGGUCCUGACAAUGAUGUCGUUGCCUCCACCAUCUACCUCCUCGACCUCGUCACCUCUCAUGUACCCGCAAACCUCCUCCGCUCCCAAUUCAACACAAUCGCCUCUCUACUGGCGCCCUUUUUGAACGCUUCUAGCUCGAACGCACCGCUUCUACGGUCGGCAAUCGGAUGUCUCGAUUCUCUAUUGGUCGCUCAGGACUCGGCAGCAUGGAAUCUCCCGCAGACACAAACGAGCCCGAGGCAGGCUAUCCCGGUGCUGCUCACACUAGCCAUUGACACAAGACCCAAGACAAGAAAAAGAGCGCAAGAGGCAUUGACGACUGUUCUGAAAAAUCCUCCACCUGGACCAGCUAUUGAUCAUCCGGCUGCUGAGCUAUGCGCCGUCGCGGCACAGAACAACCUGAAAAACGCGGUGGAUCUAGCGCACCAGACACGGCGGCAGAGAGGCCGACCAGAUGACAGCCAUGAACCGGCAGUGAUACAUGCCCUUCAAUUGACCAAGGCCGUGGCUGUUGCUUCGGGGGGGUGGCCGAGCAAGAAGAUCGAAUCACUAUGCGAACUGCUACUGUCGAUAUCCAGAUCGAGAAAUGACUACUUGGUCAUGAGUGCUUUCGAAGUGUUUGAGGUCAUAUUCGAGGGCAUGCAGGACGUAGUCUCGUCGUCAAAGCUACCACGCCUGCUCGAGGCGAUAGUCGACUUGAAACCCGCCCAAAACGACUCGCAGCUGGUCCCGUCAUGGAUAGCGAUCCUGUCGCGAGGCUACGGUACAGCAGCUGUGGUCGAGACGGAAGAAACUUUUGCGAAACUACCAGACCUGUUUGAUCUUGUUGCGGCGUUCUUGACAAGUCCGUCUCACAAUAUCAGGGUCUCGGCCUCGGAAUGCCUGAUUUCGUUUUUUGCCAACUGCAUACCAGACAGCGUCAUCUCUGAUCCAUCUGUUUAUGACGAGAAGCUGCUGGAACAGAUCUCGAAAAAGGCACUCGACCUGCUGUCCGUCAAAUACCAGCCGGCUUGGAUGGAAGUCUUCGGUACACUAUCAGCUCUGUUCGACGCUCUACGAUGGAGAGGCGAUCCCUUCCUCCUGCCCCUUGUCAAAGCCAUCGGCGAGCUGCGCGGCAACGAAGGCUUUCAAGGCAAGAAAGAAGCCGAUGAAGUCCUCGGUCAUGCCAUCCGCAACCUUGGCCCCGGCGCAGUGCUGAGUGUGCUCCCCCACAACCUCAUCAAGCCACAACCGGAUCAACCGGGCAGAGCAUGGCUGCUUCCCCUGCUAAGAGAUUACGUGUCGAACACUAACCUAGGUCACUUCAGAUCGGAUCUAGUCCCGCUCAGUGAAGCGAUGUACCAACGCGUCAUCAACCACGGCGACGUUGAGAAGACUAUGAACAUCAAGGUCUUCGAGACUGUGGUACAGCAGGUCUGGGCUACACUGCCGGGCUAUUGUGACUUACCACUCGACCUGCAAACGGCCUUUGACCAGCCUUUUGCGGAGAUGAUCUCGAAUCUCCUGUACAAGCAGGCUGAUUUGCGAGUUGACCUGUGCCGAAGCUUACAGAACCUUGUUGAAUCCAACCAAGCCCUUCUGGCAUCCGAUCUUUCGGAUGAAAUGCUGCAGCUUGAACGGAGGUUGUCACGUUCGGACGCGCAGAAGAAUAUGCAACACCUGGCUCAGUUCGCAAGCAACUUGCUUGCCGUACUCUUUAAUGUUUACAGCCAAACGCUCCCGCAAUCACGAGCAUACAUUCUACAGUGUAUCAACAGUCAACUGAGCAUCACACCAGAGAAAGACCUAGUAGAGACGUUCGAGAGAGUCUCUAAGAUGCUUCAAGACGCCCUUCCAAAGGCCGACCAGCCGCCGUCAAAGAAGGAACAGAGCCAGGCCUCUGCAAGCAGCCUGCCGCCUACAUCCCACACCCUACUCGACCUCGUCAUUGCCCUCUCAGUCCACUUGCCCCGAUCGACGUUCGCCUCCCUCUUUGCCAUUUGCGCUGGCAUCAUCACCAACCCGGCCAUUCUCAAGUCUGACCCGCAACUCAUUAAGAAAGCGUACAAGCUUGUGCCUCGAUUGUCCACCUCCCCAACCGGAACAGAGGCUCUCAAGGACCGAAGCAAGGAACUGCAGGAGCUGAUGCUGCGUACAUCAGAGAUGACACCCGUUCCUGCUCGACGAGAUCGAAUUCUUGCAAUCGAGACCAUUGUCUCAUAUCUCCCUCCAACAGACCUCCACUUCAUACCCAGCAUUCUGAGUGAAGUUGUCCUUGCCUGCAAAGACAGUAACGAGAAAGCCCGAACAGCUGGUUUCGACCUCCUUAUUACUGUGACAAACAAAAUCUCUGAUUCAUCAAAUCCGCCGGACACGACGAUUCGCAAUCGCCUUGUUCCGCAUAUGCCUGAUGACUCUCCAGACGCACCCGCCACCCUCGAAGAAGUCUUCACCAUGGUCAGCGCCGGAUUGGCAGGCGUGGCGCCGCACAUGGUGGCUGCAAGUAUCAUCGCGUUAAGCAGACUGUUCUUCGAGUACCACUCCCGACUGACUGACAAGACGAAGGAGGAACUCGUUGAUACGGUGUCAAUGUUUCUGCAGUCUAACAACCGCGAGAUCGUCCGCGCGGUGCUUGGUUUUGUAAAAGUCAUGGUUGUUGUGCUGCCUGGGCAGAUGCUGGAACCGAGGAUGCCGAGUAUCAUGCCCGGGUUGAUGGUGUGGAGUAAGGAGAAUAAGGGCCGGCUCAGGGUGAAGGUCAAGGGCAUUGUAGAUCGGUGCCUACGCAGGUUUGAUGCAGCCAAGGUGGAAAGCUGGGUUGGUGGUGAGGACAGGAAAAUGGUGGUGAAUAUCCGUAAACGAAGGGAACGGGCGAGGAAGAAGAGGAAGGCUGACGAGGACCCUGAGGAGGACGCGGAGACUCCAGCCAAGAGAUACGACAACGAAUUCGACGAAGCAGUUUACGGCUCCGAGGAUGAUGAGUCGGAGAUCGAAGGCAGCGGUGAUGAAAACGACGAUGACGAUGACGACGAUGCCACGACAGGCGUGUCAAUCAAAAAGCCUCAUGAGCGUGGAAGGAGGAGAAGUGACCAGUACAUUCGUCAAGAAGCCGAGGAAGAUGAGCCCCUUGAUCUUCUCGACCCGAGGAGCAUGGCAAGCAUAACGACCAAGAAACUGGGACGGCUGCGGGAUUCGGAUGUCAAGUCGAGGAAAACAAAGGCUCAAUUCAACGAAGACGGCAAACUCGUAUUUGGCGGUGAGCAAGACGAUGGCGUCGGAGAUGAUACGGUUAUGUCUGGCGGCGACCAGCAGGACAAUUCCGUUAACGCCUACCUUGAUGCCGUUUCUGGUGCGGACGCCGUCCGAAGAGGUCAGAAGGGCCGCUUAAAAGUCAAAUCCGGCAUGCAGAAGAGAACGAAGCAAGAAGGGCGGCAACGUGAGAACGAUGAGAUGGAGCUGGAUGUCGAGGAAGCCAGACAGGUUGCCAGACAAAUCAUGCAAGGAAGUGCGAGCCCCAAGUUCCCAGGCGGCAAGACGGAUGCCAACAAGCAGCGGCGAGGCCUGGGCAUCGAGAAGCGGAAGGAUGGACCGCAGAGACAGAAGUUUCGAGGUGGAAGUGGCGUUGGGAAGCAGCGCGGUGGAAAGGUGCAGUUUUCGGGCAGGAGGGGAGGACGAAGAUGA